AUGUUGCAACUACUGCUCGUAUUUGGGCUUUUCGCCUUCUGGUUUGUGAUUUAAAAAAAUAAAAAAAACUUCUGGAGUUUAAAACUAGCUUUCAGAUUUCAUAGUUUCAUUGUCAAAUUGAUUUUAUGAGGGAAAAAAAGUAGCGAAAAAAAGUGAAAGUCUAAAUUCAUAACAUAGUCAAAUAUCGAAAUAGUCUAUUCUAUCUAUAGUCUGAAUAAAGUAAAACAUAUAAUUUUUGGAGUGGAGAGAUGAAUAAAAAAUAGACGUUCAUCAGACCGAAUAUUGCGGAUGAGGUACUGCCAAUCUAGGACAGCAAGCCUUUCAAGUUAAAAAACAAGGUCAAUCAUAAUUAAUAAACUAAUUCGAAAUACUAAAUUUAGUAUAUAAAGGAAAUUUCGUUCAAAAAAUUAAAACUAAAUAGUGUCCGAGAGCUGACUCUAAUGGGUCUCGAAACGCGCUAUACUGGUGAAAAGCGCUAGAGCACGCUUUCAGGCCCACCAGGGAACGUUUUUUUUACCCCCGGCAGGCUUGUGCGUCAGGCCGGGCAUCGGGGAAAAAAAAAUAUAAAAUUUCACUUUAAAAAUUUUCACCGAAAUGUUACUUUUACUUUUGAAAUCAUAGUUUUUGUUAAACUUUGAGUGAAAAAUUGAGCAAAAACGUAAUUUUUGUCGGAGAAAAAUUUGAUAUCCGACUAGAAAAAAAUUGCGCGUUUUGCGCCGGGCGGGCCAUUUUUUCUUGAGGCCUCGCUAAGGCCGGGCCAGGCCGGGCUUACGAAAUGGUCGGGGGCCGGGAGGGUGACGGGCCGGCCCUCGCACAAGCCUGCCCCCCGGUUGAACUUUUGAUGAAACUUUGCUGAAGUGUACUUUAGGACUCCCUGAUUGCAGAUCAAGACAAAAAUUUUUUGCAAUAGAUCUCGUUUUCUAGUUAAAUAGCUUCAAAGUGUGCAAAAUACGCAAAUUAGGCCAAAAAAUCGCUAUUUCGGGUUUUUGAAGCGUCCUAACUCUAAAACGAGAUCUAUUGCAAGAUUGCGAGAAAUUAUCUUUCUGUUCUGGAAUCAGGGAGUCUUAAAGUACACUUAAGCAAAGUUUCAGCAAAAGUUCAACCGGGGGUUAAAAAACGUUUCCUAGUCAGAAUAAUUUUCAAAAUAUUAUUUCAUUUCAACAUCACAUUGAUGCAUCAAUCUAUAUAUCUAGAUCUAUGAGUGAAAAGAAGUCUUAUUGUGGCUUUGAAUCUAUGAAAGUGAUUCAACUUGUAGAAUUAAAAGGUUCUAUUUUUAAGAUUUAGUUUUUUACGUUUCACAGUUGAUUUUUGCAAUUACUGGUCUGAGAAGAUGUAACUUUUGUUUUUUUUUUUCAGGCUACUUUGUCGAUAACUGUUAGGGUUUUGGAUGUUGUACAGCGUUUCAACGUGAAAAAAAAAGACAACGCUUUGAUAUUUUUUUUUUGUUCUUGAAAAGUUCAUAUUUUAGCAACGCAGCGUUGAUCACUGAUCUUCCUGGACAACCACCGGUGAACUUCAAGCAGUACUCCGGCUACUAUAAUGUGGGCGCCAAAAAAAAUCACAUGCUCCACUACUGGUAAUUAUGAAUCAUAAUUUGCUGGCUAAACAGUCCGUUGAGGUUUGUCGAAUCGCAGAACAACCCAGCCAAGGAUCCGGUGCUUGUUUGGCUGACUGGCGGCCCAGGCUGUUCUGGUCUGUCGGCUCUGCUCACCGAGUGGGGACCCUUCAACGUUAGUUGAAUGUUCUUAUCUCGCCAAUGAAAACAAUCCCAUAAAGAAUUCGAAAAAUAAUCUGAUCCCUCAAUAAAAAUAAUCUUUUUCGAGAAUUGAAUACAAGCGGUUUUCAUGACUCUAGAGCGUCAUAUACCUCCCAAAUUCCAGAGCUUGAACUUCAUUUGAAUCAAAAAUUGAAACAUGUUUGAAGAUUGAUUUGAGAAGAUUUUAUUUUAGGUGAACUCGGACGGUGCCUCUCUGUCGAUAAAUCCUUACUCGUGGAACAAAAAUGCUUCGAUCCUGACUCUGGAAUCUCCUGCCGGCGUCGGAUACUCUUACUCUAUCGACGGAGACGUUUCUACCGGCGAUGACCAGGUAACUUAUUUUCAUUUUAGGAAUUGAUGCAUGAAAUCGUACGUAUGAAGUUUGAAAAUGCUGUCUUGAAUAUAUAAAAAUAAUGAAACCCAGCUUCCCACUCUUUUUUUUCACUUGAUGGUUUAAAAAUCAUGGUAUUUUUUCCAUUUUGAGAGCGCGUCUGAGAACUGGGAAGCCCUGGUUGCCUUUUUCAACGAGUUCCCUCAGUACAAAUCUAACGACUUCUACGUGACUGGCGAGUCCUACGGAGGUAACUUCCGAUUGAAUCGAUGAAAACGAAAAGUUCUGUAGGAAUCUACGUUCCUAUGCUGACGCAAACGAUCCUCGACCGACAGGGACAGUUUAACAUCAAUAUCAAGGUUCGCUACAGCAACCUGGCCGAUUAGAUAAAAAAAAUGAUGACAACUUUACUGGGCCAAAAGAUAACAUACAGGAAAAAAAUUGGCUUACGAAAUUUAAUCAGAUAUGAUAUGAGGAGUGAAAAACGACGAAUUUUAUCACAGUUUUUUCGUCUUUUGACAUCUUUUCAAUAUGAUGUCGGAACUUCAUUCAAAAAUUUAUUCAUAAUUUCCUGUAAUUUAGAAUAUUUGUCAUUAACAUUUUAUUUUCUGUUAACACUAAAUUCUGUAUUUUUCUUACUGGCAAGUCUUUCGCAGUCAAGAGAGUGUACCUAAAAUUCUGUCAAGGUUCCUUGUCUUUUUUGAAAAGCAAAAGAAUCUCAUUCAGGGCUUUGCGAUCGGUAACGGCUGCGUGUCGGCCAACGAAGGAACCGAUUCGCUCAUUCUCUUCCUCCACGCGCACGGCAUCCUCGACGAAACGUAAGGGGAAUUCCGACGCUUUCUGUAUCCGAGAACGUCUUCAGACAAUGGCAGAAGGUCAAGUCGCAAUGCUGCGCCAACAACACGGACGACUGCGCCUUCCACUCGUUCAGCACUUUGUCCUACUGCGGAGAGUUCGCCUUUGCCGCUCAGAACACUGCUUGGUUUGUACUCAAUAGGGGUUGAGUCAAAGAAAAGUGUACUUUGGAUGAAAUUCCCCUUUACAAGUCUGUUCAGUCUUCAGAGAAAAAUCUGCUGAAUCAUGGAAUAGUUGAAGAGUUUUUGGUCGGUUCGCAAACCGUCUUUUAUUAAAAACGGCAUUUUGCAGUCAUAUUCAAAAAUUGCAGGGGAGGUGGUUUGAAUCCCUACAACAUGUACGCCAACUGCUACCAAGGCGGUUCUGACCUUCCGCUUCGCUUUAAGCUCGACUACCAGCGACGCUUCAACCGCGAGCCGGAACCAGAAAUUGUUUAGUUUUUUUUUUUUUCAAUACAACAAUUCUAAUCACUGUUUUCUUAGUUUGUAAACUUUGAAAACUUUCGAAUCCUCUUCUCACUACUCGAUCCGCUUUGUGACCUUGUUUUUGCGAUUUUUAUUCUGGUUUCAGCUUUCGUCGGUGCCGUGCUUGAACGAAAAUCCGGUCACUGACUACCUGAACAAACCUCUUGUCCGAAAAGCUCUGGGAAUUCCUUCGAGCCUCGGCAGAUGGGAGAUUUGCAGGUAUUUUUUUCUCAUCAGUUCAUCAGGACUUUAUUUCAAUUUUUUUUCGGUUCGAAAUAAACUUGAAAAAGUUUUUUAUGGACUAGUAAUAUUAGACAAACAGUAGAAAAUUCCAUUCAAUGAAAACUUUUUUUUCCAGCAACGUCAUCUCAAACACCUACAAGCGCCAGUAUGGUGACAUGACGUCGCGAGUCUUGAAUGCCGUUGUCAACAAAAAUUUGAAAGGUAUUUUUCUUGAUUUUGAUUAGAUUUUCAAAAAACCAUAUAAUUUUUCUUUUUUUUCAAAUGAUUAUUAAGGUCCUUUUCUCGUAAAUCUUGAAUAGAUUUAUUAAACUCGUAGAAGCAUUGAAUGACAUGUAAUACCUUCAAAAAAUUAGCUUAUCAGCAUUACCAUUCGGGUUUAAGCUCCUUUGAACACCCAAACAAGUAUUUUCGAAAAAGGCCUUUCUUCUUAACUGGAGCACCUUCCAGGAAUGCUCUACAACGGAGACGUCGACUUGGCCUGCAACGCCCUGAUGGGCCAGCGAUUCUCGCACAACCUUGGAAUCCCGGUGAGCUUCGCGGAAAACGCUGGCGGCGGCUCUUUGAGCCAAAAGAGCACUUUGAGAUUAAUCGUUUGUCUGGCAAGUCAGGUGUCGCCAGGCUCGACACCAACUAAACUUGCAACUCCAUCACGCCAUUUUUCCAUUGAAACGGAAAAGUCUGAUUAGAGUGAAAUUUCUUGGCUUAUUUGUCGACACACUACUGUAAAUGAGAUAAAGUAAAAAAUUUGAUUGUAAAAAAAAACUGAGGAAAAAAGGCAGCACCUUGAAUUUCCCUUUAUUUAUAGUUCUGAAUGACCACUUUACUUUAUGAUCUAUGAAUAUUGAAAUGACUGUGAGAGCCUUCGAACGUAGCAUAUUAAGUAAUAUGGUGAAAGAAAUCUGGCUAAAUUAUUUCAAUCGGUGGUGUAAUGUAUUCCUUCUCAGAACUCAAAAUAAUAAUCAUACAGAGACUGGUAAUAAUCAUUUUUGAUAUUUUUGUGAAGCUCACUCGACCAUUUUUUCUUUUGGACUUGCUGAUAUGAAUGUCUCGUUACAGCUCCAAAAGAAAAAGGCGCGGUACAUGGUCCAAGGUCAGGUUGGCGGCUACCACACUCAAUACGGAAACAAUCUUCACUUUGUCACUGUUCGCGUCAGUUAUUUUUUGAUACCAAAGAUUCCGAGUGGAAAUUGCUAGAAUAAUAGGGUUUUUCAGGGCGCUGGACACAUGGUUCCUACGGACAAGCCGGCCGUCGCCGACCACAUCAUCCAGUCGUUCUUGUUCAACAAGGCUUUCUGA
This is a messenger RNA of Caenorhabditis auriculariae, 4945 nucleotides long. NCBI's taxonomy places the organism in Eukaryota, Metazoa, Nematoda, Chromadorea, Rhabditida, Rhabditidae. The record is from the annotation of a GenBank genome assembly.